Messenger RNA from Cucumis sativus (cucumber), 556 nucleotides. Its product is annotated as metallothionein-like protein 4A. The transcript has a single exon. Bases 166 to 438 code for a protein of 90 amino acids. NCBI's taxonomy places the organism in Eukaryota, Viridiplantae, Streptophyta, Magnoliopsida, Cucurbitales, Cucurbitaceae. Gene Ontology annotation, molecular function: zinc ion binding. The record is from RefSeq and is a predicted model, not a curated record.
CGAGAGGGAGGGAGGGAGGAUCAAAGUUCCACUUAAUACAACCAUGCACGAGGGAAGUCACCACGUGGAUUGGCACGUGUAAGCAGAAAGCAGUAUCGUUGUAGCUUCCAACUUAUAUAAAUUUAAACUAAUGGAACCAGAAGGGAGAAGAGGAGAUAAUUAAAAAUGGCAGAACCAGGUGGUCGUAGCGGUAGAGGCGGAGUCGGGGCUUGCAACCAGAGCUGCGGUUGUGCCGUUCCCUGCCCCGGUGGAAACGCUUGUAGGUGCUCAACUGCAGCGGCAGCGGGAGGGGAGACUGCGUAUAAUUGGAGAUGCCCGUGCGGGGAGCAUUGUGACUGUAACCCGUGCACGUGUCCCAGAACGGAGGUCGGAGUCGGGAAGGGUAACUGCAGGUGUGGAGCGGAUUGUCGAUGUGAAGUUUGCCGGUGUGAAUCGUGAGAGUUCGAGAAUGAAACGUUGUCGUGUUAGCUUUGGGUUGUGUAAUGAACUAUGGUGAUGUAAGGUUUGGCGAGAGACUAAAGAUAAUUCAAUAAAACUCAACUUCUACUCUGUACUC